AGCCAUCUAGUAGUGGGCCGCGAGAGCAAACGAGAGAGCGACGAGGGUAAGGAAAAAAGUUCUUGUAUUAGCUGAAUAUAUGCUGCAAACUGUGGUCGCAGGAUUCGCUGUUUGUUGGACAUUUUCUGGUUUUCUAGGUGCAAUCCAGAACGGAACUAGCUGAAUUGUAGUGCAAUUGUUACGCGGACUCAUUGCGAGUUGAAUUCGGUUGUAGGCCGAGUGUAUUUCGGAAUAGUGUUGUGAGAAAAACUGAGUGAACUGUGAUUUUCUACAUACGAUUGAAGCUCAGGACACUAGGCGUAAAUUGGGAAUUCGCCAAGUGUCGGCAGGUUUGCUUGCUGUCCACGGCCUAGGAGCUGAUAUCGAAUCUAAUGGAAUACUAAUCAUCGAUCUAGAGCAAAGUAAGCAGGAAACGGAUUAAUUUUAACUUCAAAACGGGUAGCGGUGCAGGUGAUUUCAUCAUCGUCAUCAGCGCGCUUGGAACAAGAUGCCUCGCCGGUCAACAAGUAGUGCGUGUUUAAUCCGUAAGAUAGCCAAUACCUACUAGUGUAUAUGGCUUGAUGACAACUUCGUUGUGUAAUUAGUGAAUAAAGAAAAAUUAGAUUCCAAUUGAGCGAAAUCGGUGCAUUUAGUGAAUUGUGCGUGCGUUUAGUGGACCUCAGUGAGAUGGGGAAGCUCGGAGCGGCCGCCGACGGAAUGCGGUGCCCGAGCAGUUCGGCCCAGGGGUGUAGUCAACGGUUGCCGUACCGUCACCCAGUGCAACGUAGUCAUCGAUUAAAAUUACUCAGUGUUUCAAUGUUAGCCAUCGUAGUAGUGUUAGUGUUAAAUCUCAAUGUUGUCAUAGUAUCGUGUAAGCACCAUCGCCAUCAUAGCGCUAGCAACGAAGAGUUCAAGUUCGAUCCAACGAACAGCUUUAUAAGCUUAGUCCUGCCACAUGACACAUAUCCGGGCUAUAGCAUCCAGAAGUUCACCGCUAACUUCACCAGUCCGAACUCGCCGUUCUCGUCGAUUUCGUCCUAUUCGUCCAAGCCGCUCAACUAUCGGCUACUGGAGACGGACUACUCCAAAUACUUUACUGUACUGGAUGACGGAAUGGUUAUGACCACUUCCGAUCUCUCCCCGCUAGUCAACCGGCCGGUCAAACUGGUCGUUCUGGAGGAGACCCCUAACUCAACUGCCACCCAUCAGCUACAGCUGUACAUUAUGAACCGCAAGGAUAUGCUACAUUUCCCCAGUGCUCUCGGUGAAACGGUCGGUGAAUUGAGUGAAAAUAAAAACGCCGGUACGCGAGUUCGUGAACUUCCGCUUCUGCAGGCAAAUUCCGCGCGCGGUGCCAAAUCGGUUAUCUACUCGAUCGUACACGGUAACAAUGGUCGCGAAUUCGCACUGGAGGACAGUAGCAGCGGAGAGAUCAAGAACACCGUUCGAAUCGAUGACACACGUAAGCACGGUGUUUGGUUGGUUUCGAACAAGCCAUUGGAUCGUGAAGCCAAGGACGAAUACAAUAUCGUGGUGGAAGCUACGGAUUCAAAGAAAAUUAAUAGAGCAGAAGUUAAACUGCAAAUUAAGAUUUUGGACGUAAAUGAUAAUCAUCCCGUGUUCACCAAGCCAGACUACCGUUUCACGGUAAAUGGUGUCAAAUCAACGAACGCCUAUGGCAAUGAAACCAUCACCUGGGAACGAUUCACCAGCUUUGGAAAGGUCGAAGCCAAAGACGCCGACGGAGACAAGGUGGCAUACCGUCUGACGAACCCCAGUAAUAUGGUGGUAAUUGUCCCGCAAACCGGUGAACUGCUGCUAGCCGGUGAACCGGACAUGUCCGAACUGUUCAUCGACGUGGAGGCCCAUGACAUUCGCACGCCUAGUUUGACAAGUGAAAAACCAGCUCGCGUACUGAUCGAAUUCGUUGCACCGGAUCCGGUUCCGGUGGUGAUGCAACAUCUGAACCACGAGUAUCAACAUUCCCAUCGGAGAGACAAACGGCGUGUCACCCGUGCAGUUCGACCUACCAAACGGAUCGAUUUCACCGAAGCCGAGGGUGACACGGAAGGCCGCAAUGUGUUCCAGCUGGAGAAGGAAACGGAUCGGGAAACGUUCAAGAUCCGGGACGAGAACCCGUGGGUUACGGUCGAAACUAAUGGUGCCGUUCGCGUUAAGAAGAAGUGGGACUACGAAGAGCUGGGACCGGAGAAGACGAUCGACUUCUGGGUUAUCAUCACCAAUCAGGGACAUAAUGGUGAGUGUUGGAUUUUUGCAGUUUUGUAUUUGCUAGUUUUUUUAUUUGUGGGUUAUCAUCUGGGUGGGUUUUAA
Molecule: messenger RNA, 2310 nt
Organism: Topomyia yanbarensis
Lineage: Eukaryota; Metazoa; Arthropoda; Insecta; Diptera; Culicidae
Product: neural-cadherin-like
Exons: 2
Coding region: 667-2310 (547 amino acids)
Biological process (GO): homophilic cell-cell adhesion
Cellular component (GO): plasma membrane
Molecular function (GO): calcium ion binding
Source: RefSeq, a predicted model, not a curated record